Leptopilina boulardi is the source of this 1810-nucleotide messenger RNA. RefSeq lists its product as uncharacterized. The record is from RefSeq and is a predicted model, not a curated record. The coding region runs from base 62 to 1630 and encodes 522 amino acids. NCBI's taxonomy places the organism in Eukaryota, Metazoa, Arthropoda, Insecta, Hymenoptera, Figitidae. The transcript is spliced from 3 exons.
ACACUCUUUCAUUGCUUCUGUCAGUUUCAUGGCAGAAUCUAGUUUGUAAAUUAUCAUCAAUAUGAAAAGGGCAAUUCAAUUAACUUUUCUUGUCUAUACAUUGGCAACUGAUGCCUUUUUAUUUGGUGGUGUCAAUGACGCUGUUUAUUCAGGAUACGGAAAUACAUAUUCUUCGGGAUAUUAUCCGCAACAACAAUAUUGUUAUCCAGGAUAUGGAUAUCAAAAUUAUUAUUCUGUUGCACAACCGUCUAAUGUUCAAGCACCAUCAUAUAUUCCUCCACCACAGUCAGGAGCAAUAAAUUCAGGAGCAAUAAAUUCAGCAGCUCCAAUAGCUCCGACAGGUCCAACAGCUCCAAUAGCUCCAACAGCUCCUACAGGACCUGCAGUACCUGCAGUACCUGCAGUACCAGUAGCUCCAGCUGAGUCAUCAGCAAAACCAGCUCCACCGGAAACACCAAUUCUACCUGAAAAUUCAGGUACACAAGAACCAGUAAAUGAAGCUCGAAAUUACGGUUAUGGAAAUCGUCAGGCUAGUCCACAAACUAUAUUUCGAAGUUCCGAACAUAAUCCUGAAAGACCUCCUCAAUCCAAAUCUUCUAACUGGCAACGUUCUCAACAUAAUGCUCCACUGAUUCUAGAAACAUCUCUAACUGACCAAUCUAAUAAUCAACCACGAAGAUAUUUAAAUACAGAUUUGGAAAAUAACCGACAACAACCACUAUCACGAUCUGCAUUGAUAACAAUUUUACAAGGGCCUGAAACUAUUAAAUCCACUCCAUUACCACAACAUAAAGAAAGAUUAAUUUAUCCAAAUAAUGAAAUUCGUUUUCUAAGAGAAUGGAUACCACAACCGUCACCUAAUUUACAAAAUCGUUACUUCGACAAUAAUAUACAAUCAGAAAUGAGAUCAGUCCAGCCAGAUUAUGCUCAAAUGCAAUAUUUAGAAGAACAUAAAGCAUCAUUGAAUUAUCCAAAUCAAAUUGAUAAUGUAAUUCGUCCUUCAAGACAAUGGCCACCACAAGCGUCACCUAAUUCACAAAAUUAUUAUUUCGACAAUAAUAUACAAUCAGGAAUGAGAUCAGUUCAGCCAGAUUAUGCUCAAAUGCAAUAUUUACAACAACAAGAAUCAAUGAAUUAUCCAAAUCAAAUUGAUAAUGUAAUUCGUCCAUCAAGACAAUGGCCAACACAAGCGUCACCUAAUUCAGAAAAUAAUUAUUUCGACCGUAAUUUACAAUCAGGAAUGAGAUCAGUCCAGCCAGAUUAUGCUCAAAUGCAAUAUUUACAACAACAACAACAACAAGCAGCAAUGAAUUAUCCAAAUCAAAUUGAUAAUGUAAUUCGUCCAUCAAGACAAUGGCCACCACAAUCGUCACCUAUUUCACGAAAUCUUUACUACGACCGUAAUUUACAAUCAGAAACAAAACGAAUCAGUCCUGAUUCACUAAACUUAGAGAAUUAUCAAUAUUCCAACAAUAAUUACCCACCAAUUAGCUAUGAUGAAUUAUCUGACGAUGAAUUUACUGACAAUAAUCAAAAAUUCAGUCCAUCAAUGAUGAGUUGGGAUGAAGAAGUCUAUAGUUCUCCAGUAUAUUAUCACGAUGCCAAUACAAAUAGAUGGUAUUAUUAUUAAAAACUGAAUAAUUGUAUUAAAUCAUAAAAAUUUGACAAUAUAAUGUGAUUAUAAAUAAUGUUACUUUAAACUUAAUGAUAAAUAUUCAUUAAGAAACUUAAUAAAUAAAAAAUACAUUGUUUCAUUUUUUCUUAAAUAACCACACAAACGAAUAUAUGAGAUUGAUAAAGUAAAAUAAAA